AUGAGCUCCUACUUCUCCUCCUACUCCUCAUCCUCCAUCUCGAGCGCCCUCAGCUCCCGUCUCAACAGUCUCCGGCGAGCCAUCACCUUAGGCGACGAGAAGGACGACCCCGACAACGAAGACUGCUCGCACAUCUCCAACGCCCUACGCGCCUACUACACCGAAAAGGGCAGACCCUUCCCAGUCUGGCUCCCCCCAGACCCAAAAGCGCCGCAAGCCGCGCCCGCCCGCGUCGUUGCAACCACCCAGCUCCCCGGCCAAGGUCAAGCACCCGCCAUUGGCGGCAGGGGCGGCGGUCUCGGCGAUCUAUGGGGUGACUCUGGCUCGCCCCAACCGCCUUUGGCGCAGACAACCAGCCUCCGCCGAGGCCGCGGAGGAAAUGCACCCCCUCUUGUCCCCAUGCACAGCGCGCCGCCCGGCCCGACCUCCACGCCCUCGCCGCCGCUGACGCACGCCCAAUCGCAUUCGCCUGGCCAAUCCGGGAACUUGCACCCGGCUGGUGCUCGGCCUUUGCCUAGCCAGAGGUCUGGCUCUCAUCAGCCUCGAAUGACUCAGGAUCGACCUAGUGGUGCUGGCUCCGCGCAGGAGAGAUUGCGGGCUAGAUUGCAGGGUGGGAGGUCACCGAGUCCGAGUGUUGAUCCCAGUGUGCGGAAGCCGGUUGGUGGGUCCGGAAGUCGGUGGUAG
Messenger RNA from Penicillium argentinense, 684 nucleotides. RefSeq lists its product as uncharacterized. The record is from RefSeq and is a predicted model, not a curated record. Bases 1 to 684 code for a protein of 227 amino acids. The transcript has a single exon. Lineage: Eukaryota; Fungi; Ascomycota; Eurotiomycetes; Eurotiales; Aspergillaceae.